UGAGCACCGUUCAAAACAAAGAUGGCAACGGACCGGAUGAUGAAGCAGCACUGAAUUCUAACGUUUGUGUGGAAAAUGGGAAAAAGUGAAGUCGAAAAAGCACCUAGUGCACCCAAAACCAAGAGAGAAAAAAUAUAUUCCCCUACUAAGGUUAUAAUCCGCCGUCUCCCUCCAUCGUUUACCGAAGAGCAAUUGAAAGAAGAACUUGGAGAGUUUCCUGAGCAUGACUUUUUCUAUUUUGUUGGCAGUAACAUGAGCUUUGGUCCUGUUUCUUUUUCAAGGGCAUACAUCAACUUUAAAAAUAGAGAGGAUAUAAUCAAGUUUAGAGAUCAAUUUGAUGGGUACUGCUUUGUGGACAGCAGAGGUGUAGAAUAUCCUGCUGUUGUGGAAUAUGCUCCUUACCAAGCUGUACCUAAAAAGAAAGUCAAAAAAGAUCCAAAGAUUGGAACUAUUUUGGAAGAUCCUGACUACAAGGUUUUUCUGGAAUCACUGAACAAAGAUGAGGAGCCUCCCCCAAGUGUUGAGGCUCAUUUGGAGGAGAUUGAAGCUAAGAAAUCUUCAUCCAGUGCAGCAAAAAAGAGUACUCCAUUACUGGAGUACUUGAAGAUGAAGAGAAGUCCUCGUGGAAGGCCUUUGUCAUCUCGGAAUAUUUCUGACAAGAAGAGAAGGCCCGACCGAGAGGAACUACCGAAGUCGCCGAAGAAAUCGUCGAAUUUGUCUUCCAGCAAAGAUUCUGGUGGUAAAAGUGGCAGCCAUCCGCCAAAGGAGGAAAAGCCUAAAGACGACAGGAAAGAUGCAAAUGCCAAAGAAGGAACUCGAAAAAAAGAUGAGCAGGAUAGAAAAGGCAGCAAAGACACAAAGGCAUCAUUGUCUUCCAAAGAGAAGUCUGAUUCAAAAUCUCCUGCGAAAGGAAAAGAGGAAAAGGGUCGACCUGAAUCAGGAAGAUUCGGAAGGAGGUCCGACAGCCGACGCUCCGACGAAAGACGACCAGAAGACAGACGAAAUAGCAAUCGUAGAGACCGAAGAGAUACUGGUGAUAGUUCCGGAAGCGAUCGAGUACGUGACGAUCGCUCCCGAAAAGAAAGCGGGAGUGACGGAAGCGGGCGACGCGAUCGAAGACCAGAGAGUCGACGGGAUUCGCGACCAUCUCGAGAACCCGAAGAUAAGCCGAAAGGAAGAGAGCCCUUACCUAAAGCAAGCGAUGCUGAUAAGGGCGGGAAAAGUGGUGGGGAGAAAGAGAAGGAACAGAUGAAAACCACAUCAAAGGCAAAUGAAACGGAGAAAAACAGAAAGGAGGAAGACAGCUCAGUAGUUGGUGAUGCAAAACCCUCCAGAGAAGAAGAGAAGGGAGCGGCCAAAGACGAGAAAGUACGAAGCGAAGAGGAGACGAGUAGGCAAAGACGAUUACGAAACAAGGAUCGUCCUGAUCGAGCCAUUUAUCAGCCAAGAUCAGCUUCACGAGGAGCAGGCUCUAAAAGUGACGCUUCUAAAGGAACUGAAUCAUCAGAAAAAGAAAGAGGCAAGGACUCCAGGACCAAGGAGAAGAAUCGUGAAGCAGAACGUGAAAGUAGAAAGAACCGUGAUGAUAAACCACGCGAUCGAUAUCGUGACGAUCGAAGAGAGCGUGACAGAGACCGUGACAGAGAUCGACGAAGCGAUCGUGAUAGAGAUCGUGAACGUGAUCGUCCGCGAGAAAAGGCGCGUGAGCGUGACCAGGACCAAACUGAAUUCACGAAAGAAGAACGAGACGAGCGGAAAAAAGCUGAAGCCAACGAAAGCGUCUCCGACGAAACUAAGACAACAACUUGUGAAUGAAAAACCAUCAAUCCUUGUUUUUAAUCUUGACGCCAAGUGCUAGUAACAAAGACUCCUCCGAAAAAAGGAAUACUCGAUAAUGCCACUUUAAAAUUGCAUGUUUAGACCCUUUUUUGCAACCGUUACGUCAGCAGUUAUGUGCAUUUAAAAAUAUAAAUCUAAUUAUUGACGACAUAAAAAACAAUUUUUCUUGCUUAUUGUUUAGGAGUUUAACUUUUAAACAGAGCUAGCGUACAACAGUGACUUACAAUUCCAUGAAACUGGUGAGUUUCUGGCCGUAGUAAAACUGUGCGCGCGCUA
Messenger RNA from Pocillopora damicornis (cauliflower coral), 2115 nucleotides. RefSeq lists its product as uncharacterized. Gene Ontology annotation, cellular component: cytoplasm; nucleolus. Gene Ontology annotation, molecular function: mRNA binding. Gene Ontology annotation, biological process: nuclear-transcribed mRNA catabolic process, nonsense-mediated decay; positive regulation of translation. Lineage: Eukaryota; Metazoa; Cnidaria; Anthozoa; Scleractinia; Pocilloporidae. The record is from RefSeq and is a predicted model, not a curated record.